AGCCGCAUACACCUGCACCCACACAAUCGCACUAACAUAACACACAUACGCUUACGCUUAUCUUAAUUUAGCCAAAAGCGAAUAAAAAACAACCGAAACCAGCUUUUUGGGAAACAUAUUCUUGUAUUGGUGUGCUACAAAUAAAAGGCCACGCGAUGAUAAGCUUUUUGUACAUUGUAAACCGCGCGCUCAGCAGCACGAGCAUCGGCUCCAGUCCCGGUAUAACCCAAUCCGUUUUGACCAGCAAGAUGACCGCCCCAGGACCACGCCCACUCGUCCUCUGCGGACCGUCUGGCUCCGGGAAGAGCACUCUUCUGAAACGCCUGUUCGCCGAGUAUCCCAACACCUUUGGCUUCAGCAUUUCGCACACGACGCGGAAACCACGCGAGGGCGAGGAGCAUGGUGUCCACUACUACUUCGUGGAGCGGCCAGAUAUGGAGGCAGCCAUCGCCGGAGAUGAGUUUAUUGAGACGGCCGAAUUUACGGGCAAUCUGUAUGGAACUAGCAAGGCGGCCGUGCGGGAGAUCCAGGCCAAGGGCAGGGUCUGCAUUCUCGACAUCGAGCAGAAGGGCGUGGAACAGAUCCGGCGCACCGACCUCAACCCCAUUCUGAUCUUCAACAAUCCGCCCACCAUCAAGGAGCUGGAGCGAAGGCUGCGGCUACGUGGCUCGGAAACAGAGGAGUCUCUGAACAAGCGCCUGAACGCCGCUCAGGUGGAGAUCGAUUAUGGACUAACGCCCGGCAACUUCCACAAGAUCAUCAACAAUGUGGACAUCGAUGUGGCCUACCAGGAGUUCCGUGACUUUGUCGUUCAGGAGCUGAAGAAGCAGGAGAGUGCUGGAGUGACAAUUGCCCUGGAUUAGUGGGGUUAUCCGGAACAGGGGUGCAAGGAUUUUAAACCUCAGUGGGCUGAAGGGAUUCCUAUUUUCUUUUAAUAAGUAGUUUGUUGAAAUGGAGAGUGAUCUCGAGGGAUCUUAGUUAAUUAAUUUAUUGUUUACUUCUUAAAGUAACUUCUUUUCAAGUAGCUUCCCUUUGGAUGACCCUCCAUUCCCCUGAAAUUUAUGGACAUCCCUGACAAUCAAUGGGAUAGUAGACCCUCCCAGCCCACAAAUAACGUUGACUAAUGGCAUUUAAUUAUUAAGAAAUGGCUUGUAUUUAUUCUUCAACUCCUAAUGCCCGUCUCCUCGCGUCCAUUUAACCACCAACUGUUGUGCAAAUUCGUUGUUGUAAUUGUAAUUUUAAGCUGAAAGUUGUUGCGCCGCUUCACGGUCUCGUCCGGCCGGAGAGGUAAUUAAAAUGGAAUCAAUAAAGCAAACAAUAUGCGGGUAUUAUUGUAUUUUUCACGAA
This is a messenger RNA of Drosophila ananassae, 1347 nucleotides long. RefSeq names its product guanylate kinase. Lineage: Eukaryota; Metazoa; Arthropoda; Insecta; Diptera; Drosophilidae. Gene Ontology annotation, cellular component: cytosol. Gene Ontology annotation, biological process: purine nucleotide metabolic process. The record is from RefSeq and is a predicted model, not a curated record. Gene Ontology annotation, molecular function: GMP kinase activity. Bases 156 to 863 code for a protein of 235 amino acids. The transcript has a single exon.